AUGUGUGAGCGUGCCAUGUGUGAGCAUGCAAUAAGUGAGCGUGCCAUGUGUGAGCGUGACAUAUGUGAGCAUGCCAUGUGUGAGCAUGCCAUGUAUGUGCGUGACAUAUGUGAGCAUGCAAUAAGUGAGCGUGCCAUGUGUGAGCGUGACAUAUGUGAGUGUGCAAUAAGUGAGCAUGCCAUGUGUGAGCGUGCCAUGUGUGUGCGUGCCAUGUGUGAGUGUGCAAUAUGUGAGUGUGCCAUGUGUGUGCGUGCCAUAUGUGAAUGUGCAAUAAGUGAGCGUGCCAUGUGUGAGCGUGACAUAUGUGAGCGUGCAAUAAGUGAGCGUGUCAUGUGUGAGCGUGACAUAUGUGAGCGUGCAAUAAGUAAGCGUGCCAUGUGUGAGCGUGCCAUGUGUGAGCGUGCCAUGUGUGAGCAUGACAUAUGUGAGCGUGCAAUAAGUGAGCGUGCCAUGUGUGAGCGUGACAUAUGUGAGCAUGCAAUAAGGGAGCGUGCCAUGUGUGAGCGUGACAUAUGUGAGCGUGCAAUAAGUGAGCGUGCCAUGUGUGAGCGUGCCAUGUGUGUGCGUGCCAUAUGUGAGCGUGCAAUAAGUGAGCAUGCCAUGUGUGAGCGUGACAUAUGUGAGCAUGCAAUAAGUGAGCGUGCCAUGUGUGAGUGUGACAUAUGUGAGCGUGCAAUAAGUGAGCGUGCCAUGUGUGUGCGUGCCAUAUGUGAGCGUGCAAUAAGUGAGCGUGCCAUGUGUGUGCGUACCAUAUGUGAGCGUUCAAUAAGUGAGCAUGCCAUGUGUGAGCGUGCCAUGUGUGUGCGUGCCAUGUUUGAGUGUGCAAUAUGUGAGCGUGCCAUGUGUGAGUGUGACAUAUGUGAGCGUGCAAUAAGUGAGCAUGCCAUGUGUGAGCGUGCCAUGUGUGAGCGUGCCAUAUGUGAGUGUGCAAUAAGUGAGCGUGCCAUGUGUGAGCAUGACAUAUGUGAGCAUGCCAUGUGUGUGCGUGCCAUAUGUGAGCGUGCAAUAAGUGAGCGUGCCAUGUGUGUGCAUACCAUAUGUGAGUGUGCAAUAAGUGAGCAUGCCAUGUGUGAGCGUGCCAUGUGUGUGCGUGCCAUGUGUGAGUGUGCAAUAUGUGAGCGUGCCAUGUGUGUGCGUGCCAUAUGUGAGUGUGCAAUAAGUGAACGUGCCAUGUGUGAGCGUGACAUAUGUGAGCGUGCAAUAAGUGAGCAUGGCAUGUGUGUGCGUGCCAUGUGUGUGCAUGCCAUAUGUGAGCGUGCAAUAAUUGAGCAUGCCAUGUGUGAGCAUGACAUAUGUGAGCAUUCAAUAAGUGAGCAUGCCAUGUGUGAGCGUGCCAUGUGUGAGCGUGCCAUGUGUGAGCAUGCCAUAUGUGAGCAUGCAAUAAGUGAGCGUGCCAUGUGA
Molecule: messenger RNA, 1401 nt
Organism: Bombina bombina (fire-bellied toad)
Lineage: Eukaryota; Metazoa; Chordata; Amphibia; Anura; Bombinatoridae
Product: keratin-associated protein 16-1-like
Exons: 1
Coding region: 1-1401 (466 amino acids)
Source: RefSeq, a predicted model, not a curated record